Naegleria gruberi is the source of this 450-nucleotide messenger RNA. RefSeq lists its product as uncharacterized. The transcript has a single exon. Lineage: Eukaryota; Heterolobosea; Eutetramitea; Acrasida; Naegleriidae. Gene Ontology annotation, molecular function: calcium ion binding. The record is from RefSeq and is a predicted model, not a curated record. Bases 1 to 450 code for a protein of 149 amino acids. Gene Ontology annotation, cellular component: cytoplasm.
AUGGCCCUCAUUUCACAACAAGAUGAAAAAGAAUUAAAAGAAGCCUUCUCUCUCCUAGAUAUAAAUGGUGAUGGUCUUGUUUCCGAAAAGGAAAUGGAAGGAUUAUUGAAAAGUAUGGGAUUGAAGGAAUCAAUGAUUAAAUCAUCAAUUUCUGAUGCCAAAAAAUCAAAUUUAUCUGGAAAGGAUGGUAUUGAAUUGCAAGGAUUCAUGUCAGUUGUCAAUAAAUUAAUUAGAGAUGACAGUAAAUCAGAGGAUAUUAUUGAAGCAAUGAGAGUUUUUGAUACAAAGAAUGUUUUUAGAAUUGAAGCUAAGGAAUUUAAAGAUCAAAUUCAACAAGCAACUGGUCUUUCGGAUGAAGAUUGGGAAGAAUUAAUGAAGGAGGCAAAUAUUGAUGGUGAAGGAACUUUUGAUUAUCGUGAAUUUGCUUCACGUUUAUGUUCUAAACAAUAA